UUUUUUUUUCUUUUCUUUUUUAAAUUUUAAUAUGAGUAGUGAAAUCAACUGUAUUGCACUGAUUGGCAAACAAAACAACCCUUUGUUUAUAAAGAACUUUAGUACAUCUCAUCCAGAUUUGAAAUACCACUAUAUUGCACAUACAUCUAUUGAUGUCAUUGAAGAAAGGAUUGCCAAUGGACCCAAAAACCUUGAUUCUUAUCUGGGUUUACUGUAUGCUAUGGAAGACUUGGCAGUUUAUGGCUAUGUCACUAAUACGCGCGUUAAACUAGUGGUUGUUGUCUCUGUGACCGAUGGCACGAUUCGUGAUGCAGACAUGAAAGCGUUGUUUAAAAGGAUCCAUUCUGCUUAUGUAUCCAAUAUCUGCAAUCCUUUUUACAAUAUGGAUUCACAAAAAUCAAUCAACAGUAAAGCCUUUUCUCGGGCUAUUGAGACAAUAGGUUUAAAUGCACGUACAACAUUAGAUAUAUAAAUCCCCACUUUAUUGUUAUUUGUCUAAGCAGAUUCCUUAACAACCUUGGAGACUUCUUCCUUUUUACCGAAACUAAUCACAAUAAACACACUUGUUAUAUACACUAUAGACUUACUGGUUAUAUUGAAGGUAACGGUAA
Molecule: messenger RNA, 611 nt
Organism: Gilbertella persicaria
Lineage: Eukaryota; Fungi; Mucoromycota; Mucoromycetes; Mucorales; Choanephoraceae
Product: Sedlin
Exons: 5
Coding region: 32-472 (146 amino acids)
Biological process (GO): endoplasmic reticulum to Golgi vesicle-mediated transport
Cellular component (GO): TRAPP complex; nucleus; cytoplasm
Source: RefSeq, a predicted model, not a curated record